AGAAGUAGUCUAAUCCUUGAUAACCUCAACCGAAAUCCCUGAUGGCUGCCGGAGCAGAAUAUGACAGAACGAACAUAACAACCAUCAGCUCCCUUGAUGAUUACUUUCCGUACUCAGACGGAGUGUUUAUCUCCCUGGCCGGACUAAACAUACUCAUUGUUCUUAUAGCGGUGCUGGGUAACUGUAUCGUGAUCUAUGGAAGUAAAAUAUAUAAUGCCAUCAAGAUAGACAAAGUUUCCCUCAUAUUUCUGGAAGCUCUGGCUGUAGCAGACAUCCUAAUAGCGAUAGUGUUCUACGUGCCCAUAACAGUGACUCUAGUCAGAGGAAGCUGGGUGCUAGGCAACAGUCUGUGUUUUGUAAACGCCUUCUUCACCUCUACCCCCAGCAUAGCAGAGAUCCUCAUACUGACGGCUAUCUCCCUUCACCGCACCUGGGCGGUGAGGAACCCCUUCAACGCAGAUGUUAACCCCACUCUUGUAAUGGUCCUGAUCCUGGUGUUGUGGCUGGUAGCUCUGGUGCCCCCCCUAGUGUGGAUAAUACUAGACAUGUUCUCUUACUACGACCCUCACAACCUGUCCUGCGUGUCCUCUGUGUAUACUGACCCUGCUAUGAGGGGGGUCGCAGCUGCUGGCAGUGUCCUGCUCGUAGGGUUACCUCUGUUGGUGGUGGUCAUUUGUAAUAUCUACCUUCUCUACGUCUCUAUUGCUCACAACAAACGUAUGGGACAGUCGCCUUCCAGGGUAGCAGUGGUGACUAUAACCAUUAUCUGCUGGACCUUCGUCAUAUCUUGGUUGCCCUUUGUGAUAAAAGUAAUUCUGACGGCGGUGAUGGACGAGGUCCCCGCAUGGAUAUACGUGGUACAGAUUGAGAUGCUGGGUCUCAAUGUAAUGCUCAACCCUGUCAUUUACACCGUCACAAAUAGGAGGUUCCGCGACUUUUUGGUGAGGAAACUUUUCAGGCGACGAAAGAAGCCGACUCAUUACUUAAACCGGAGUUUUAGUCCGAAUAGGGAUCUGAAUGUAGUGCAGAGGAUAUCGGCAUUUUCUGAUUCAUCUCCCAACUUGCACAGAAAUACUGCACCCAAUUAUAGUACAGGGAAAUCCGUCUGA
Messenger RNA from Bolinopsis microptera, 1109 nucleotides. Its product is annotated as melatonin receptor type 1A-like. The record is from RefSeq and is a predicted model, not a curated record. Gene Ontology annotation, molecular function: G protein-coupled receptor activity. The transcript is spliced from 2 exons. NCBI's taxonomy places the organism in Eukaryota, Metazoa, Ctenophora, Tentaculata, Lobata, Bolinopsidae. Gene Ontology annotation, cellular component: membrane. Bases 42 to 1109 code for a protein of 355 amino acids. Gene Ontology annotation, biological process: G protein-coupled receptor signaling pathway.